Diatraea saccharalis (sugarcane borer) is the source of this 958-nucleotide messenger RNA. NCBI's taxonomy places the organism in Eukaryota, Metazoa, Arthropoda, Insecta, Lepidoptera, Crambidae. The record is from the annotation of a GenBank genome assembly.
GUUUCAAUAAUAUUUAUUUUUAACUCAAAAUAAGCUGAAAACUUUUUUGAAGUGAGUUUAUUAUCUUCAUAAUUUUAUUUCAUCUGUGUUUAAUUGUAGCUUGCUAAUUCCAUUAUAAAAAAUAAUGGACAAACCUCUGAGUCAAGAGGACAUAGCGGCAAUGGAGGGACAGUUGAGAGACUGCGUGGAGGAAGACAAGAAAUAUUGGAGGGUCAACAACGUGAAAUGCGACGCUAUAUACACAGCCAAGACUUACGAGGAGUUCGCUGAUCGCGUAGCUGCAGCUCACCUGCAGCCGCUGGAGAGGAGCGAUUAUAGAAAGAAAGCUGCAAAAAGCUGGAACCAGUACGCGGCCAAGUAAAUGACCUUUAAACAAUUAAAAUUAUAAAAAAAUACUGUUCAUUUAUUAAUGAUAAUAAUUGCCCAAAACAAAAUCGCAAAUAUUACAUUUAUUUUACAUAAUAUACAUAUAUGUAUGUUAUAAUAAAAUUUAAGAGUUAUAUGUGGAAUAGUAUCCCUAAUAAUAUUGGAAUUCCUCCUCAAAUUAUUAUUAAUAGAAAAAAAAGAACCAAGUGAAUUCGCAAGUGGAUUACAGAAUUACUGGACUUAGGUACUGAAAUUAAAUCAAAAUUCUAUCCAAAGGCCCGAGCCCCAGCUGGGGGGACAGUAAUAGGCUGGUGAUGGUGAGUCUGUUAACAAGCAGCGCUUGCUGAGUUUCAUACUAGGUAUCGAUACAAAGUCUAGUCAGUUCUAUCUUUAUCUAUCAAAAUUUAUCAAAAAAUAAUAUGCAUAGGUAAAAUUUAUAAAAAAAACAGCCUUUGCAGAGUUUCUUGCUGAUUUUUUUCAGUACAAGGUUUCCGGCCGUAGAUUAACGAACCGAUGGCGUUGAGUUUCGACUUUCACAAGUGUUUAUAACAGCCUAGACUGAAUGAAUGAAUUUGAUUUGAAACAAAAAUUG